CAUACUUACGAAAGCGAAUACACGAAAAUGUCCUGGCAGUUGUUAUUAUCAAACGAAACGAUAAAAUUUGUGAUUAAAUGCUAAUGCUGGAUACUUAACAGCGUCAGGAUUACGGUGAUAUAUUACAGUCAACUAACGAAUUACGCCAGUGAACUAUCGCUCUGAGAAUGCCUAUUAGGGCAUACUGCACCAUCUGUUCGGACUUCUUUGACCACUCAAGAGAUGUUGCUGCCAUCCAUUGCGGGCACACUUUUCACCACGAGUGUUUGCAGCAGUGGUUUCAGACGGCUCCCAACAAAACCUGUCCACAAUGCAGGAAACAGGUCAGCACAAGACACAUUAUCAGCAAGCUUUUUUUUGACAUCGGAGGAGAGGAGGAAGGGGCUGAAGUGGACCCAGAAAAUUUACAGAAUGAAUUGAAUCGACUGAAGGCUGUACUAAGCUCCAGAGACAAAGAUUGUCGAGACAGGCAGAAGCUCAUCGAGAGUUUGAAGCUGACGGUGGAGAAGCUGAAGGUUGACUUGGAGCGUCUGAAGAAGGACAUUGGAGAUAAAGAAAUGGUCUGCACGGUACUAAAGAACGAGCUGAGGAGCCUGGAGAAGCAGCAUCAUGAUGCCAAGGCUGCAAAAGAGGAAGCUCGACAACUUCGAGUCAAACUCAAGACUUACGAGAGUCUAGAUACAGUGUUGCAGGGUCAGAGGGCUGAAGUGGAAGCAAUGAUUACCGAUUUAGGAGUCGGACAAUCAGCCGUGGAACAGCUCUCCAUCUACUGCGUCUCCCUCAAGAAGGAAUAUGACAACCUGAAAAGCAGCUUCCGCUCCACCAAUGACAUGUGUGAGAAACUCAGAAGAGAAGUUUUCAUGUCUAACAACAAGUUGCAGAAAGCAACCAAUGAGAUGAACCACGCGAAAGAGGAGAUGCUUGCUACUCAGAAGGACCUGCGAAAUGCUGACAAAGAAAUCACGAGUUUGAAGAAGAAAGUGGAGAUCCUACAGAAGACCCUCAGCACACCUAACCGCACCAAUGACGCUAUUAGCAGACUGGUAUUUGAAAGCCCCGCCCCCUUGGAACUGAAACCCCGCCUCCAUCGCCCGGACAACGAGCAGGACAUCGACCUGAAUCUGACGUUUGAUGUUCCGACCCCUGAGCCGGUGGAGCACAAGCCCUCUCAUAGUCAGGCCCCUGCCAAGAAGAUGCGCCUGGACUCCACAGGAGCAUCCCCAUUCCACUCAGGCAACACGUCUGAUGCUGCUAAGAAAUCCCAAGUUAAGGAGGACCCUAUGGAUCCAUUUUUAAGGAAUUCUCAUCUGUUCAGGAGGAAAGCCUUUGGCAGCAUGCUGGAUCCCCACAGCAAACCUGGCGCUGUGAGGACUGGGUAUGAUGGCCUUGGAGGAAGGACCAAGUUUUUCCAGCCUUCGCCGCUGUCAGAGAUCCGCCCCCUGGCAGUCAAGGCAGUCAAGAGGAAGAAGGUUUCGCGUCCACCAAUGGGAAAGCUGCCGGCUAGCAUGACCCUCGACGCCUUCCUGGAGUGAAGGCCGCCUAAGCAUAGCGGGUACCCAGUCCUAGUGGGCAGAGGAAGGACAUGUUUGGUUGAAGCUGAAGAUUGUGCACAUCCCAGGAAAAGGUGCAGGACAAAGGCUGACGAUAGUAAUUUUAGAGUGAGGAGUCUGCACACUUAAAAUCCUUAUUUCUGUAUUCUGUUUCUUUAUUCAAUGGCAGGAUAGGAUGGCGUUUCCAUCAUGCCUUGGAAUAAAGUAAGAUAGAAAAAAGGAUUUUAAGUGUGCAGACUCCUCACUCUAAAAGAGGUGGAAAAUGGCCACAGCAUACCCCAUGGACUUGUUCUUCAGCACAAGGUCACCCCCAGUGGUUUGCGCGUAUGUGUGCUCGCGCAUGCAUGUCAGUAUGAAUGUACGUAUGAAUAGACAGGAGUGUUGGAUAGUGAUUGCGCCCCAAAAUGAUCAACUGCAUUUAUUUGCCUGUGUUGUUUAUAUAACCAUUCUCAGACAAAACCACUUUGGUCGCCUGAAUGGCUUGUAGAAACAAUUGGUCCAACUACACCACCGUUGUACAUUUCACGUACAAGAGCUGUGGGGUAUACUAAGAACAUGGUUGAAUGAUAAACCAGACUUCGUUCAGCUACAGGAAGUGGUAAACCUACUAAUAGAUCGACCUGCAGGCAUCAUUUAGUUUGGGAAAUGAAGACUCCAGGCUCCUCUAUUAGAUGAUUUACCCCUACUACAAGAUUAACUUAACCUCGUAUACCACAGAACCAGCUUCUUAGUAUCCCCCCCUCCCCAACACAUCAUUGAGCUGUACAUAUUUUGUGUAUCAUGUGACACUGUUCCAUCAUAAUCAUUCAUUAGUAUCUCAUUCAGACAAUACGAGAAUGUCAAAGCAUGGAGUUGACUAACUUGUGUAAGCUUAUGUCAAAUGUUGGUAAUCACACAUGAAUAUUGCACAUUUGAACAACCCCAAAUCUGACAAUCUUACAUAUCCGCAUCAAACACACAAGAAUCUCUCUUUCUAGUGUAUUUUCUGUAAUGUCUCAUGUCUCAGUCACACGUUGAUGUAUAUAUAUUUUUUUAUAUAAACACACAAGGAUCUCUCUUCCUAGUGUAUUUUCUUUAAUGUCACAUGUUGAUGUAUAUAUUUUUAUAGAAAUGGAAAUGUAUCAGUUAGGUUUAAUAAAAUAUUUUGCUUUUCUAA
Messenger RNA from Engraulis encrasicolus (European anchovy), 2706 nucleotides. It is a transcript of the gene traip, whose product is annotated as TRAF-interacting protein. Gene Ontology annotation, biological process: replication fork processing; protein ubiquitination. The record is from RefSeq and is a predicted model, not a curated record. Gene Ontology annotation, molecular function: zinc ion binding; ubiquitin protein ligase activity. Gene Ontology annotation, cellular component: site of DNA damage; nucleus. The transcript is spliced from 16 exons. The coding region runs from base 168 to 1532 and encodes 454 amino acids. NCBI's taxonomy places the organism in Eukaryota, Metazoa, Chordata, Actinopteri, Clupeiformes, Engraulidae.